Knipowitschia caucasica is the source of this 1107-nucleotide messenger RNA. The record is from the annotation of a GenBank genome assembly. NCBI's taxonomy places the organism in Eukaryota, Metazoa, Chordata, Actinopteri, Gobiiformes, Gobiidae.
AUGAUAACGACGACCUCAGACCAAACAGGUUGCUAUGGUAACCUGGAUACAGAGCAUCACUCUGCAAAUGGCGGGGUGUGUCUCGAGGAAAUGGAGGGAUGUGUCGCCUUCACCACAGGCAAUGUUUAUCAACAUCUUGUUGAAAGCAUCGUGCUGAAGGAGAGGACCGUGUGCAGCGCGUGCAGCAGAUCAGACAUGGCGUCCAAACUUUGUAAGCUUUUUGUUGGCGGUCUGAACGUGCAGACAGAUAACAGCGGCCUCCGGGAGUAUUUUCAGCAGUAUGGUAACCUUACGGACUGUGUUGUGGUUAUGAACCAAAAUCUUGGCCGCUCCCGGUGUUUCGGCUUUAUCACCUUCUCUACGCCGGAGGAGGCCGACGCAGUAAUGGCGGUGAAACCACAUGUCGUCGAUGGAAACACCGUGGAGCUCAAGAGGGCCAUCGCCCGUGAAGAUACCAACAACCCUGAUAUACAUGCUAAUGUCAAGAAGAUCUUUGUCGGUGGGCUUAAAGACCAUAUCGAGAGCGAGCACAUGACCCAGUACUUCUCUCAGUACGGCAUGGUGGAGAAGGCCGAGAUCAUUUCAGACAAGCAGACCGGUAAGAAGCGAGGCUUCGGCUUUGUUUACUUCUGCGAUUGCGACUCUGCCACUAAAGCUGCGAUCCCCAAGUUCCAUGACAUCGAGGGUCUCAGAGUUGAGGUGAAGAAGGCCCAAACCAAACAAGAGCUGGCUACUAAGACCCGAGGCAGAGGAGGAGGAAGAGGAGGGAUGCAGAACUAUGGCGGUGGCCGAGGGGGUGGAGGCUAUGGCGGAGGCUACGGCGCUAGCGGCUACAGUGGCGGUUAUGGCGAAGGCUACGGAGAUAGCUACGGGUACGGAGGUGGUUACGGACAGACCGGAGGAUACGGUGGAUACGGCGAGUACGAGAACCACAUGGGAGGUGGUUACAGCAACGGUGACUUUGGGGAAAGCUAUGGACAGCAGGCCUCCGGGUACGGUCCCAUGAAGGGGGGUAAUUAUUCGUACCGGAGUGCGGCCCCUUACGGUAGAGGAGGUGCUCCGGUCGCUGGAUACGGAAGAGGGGCUGGGUUUGGGGGAGGUUAUUAA